CCCAUAAAAUUCGAAAAGGAAAGUGUUUAAACAGUGCGUCACACUACCAUUUACACGUCAGCUCUCUUCGCCGGCGUCUAUUGCAACCGUCAACCUCGCCGCCGGCCAGAGAAAAAAAUGGCGUAUCACCAACCGUACGAUCCUUUCUACGUCUAUCAACCUCAUUAUCAUCCACAUCAUCUUCCGCCGCAGCUGCCACAGUUCGCCGACGAACCUGGGGCGAUAAACACUCUCUUUGUCUCUGGUUUGCCUAACGAUGUUAAAGCUCGUGAGAUCCACAAUCUCUUCCGUCGCCGUUAUGGAUUCGAAUCUUGUCAGCUCAAGUACACUGGACGCGGCGACCAGGUUGUGGCAUUUGCAACAUUCACGAGUCAUAGAUUCGCUAUGGCUGCAAUGAAUGAGCUAAAUGGUGUGAAAUUUGAUCCUCAGACAGGAUCAACUCUACAUAUAGAACUAGCUAGAUCAAACUCUAGAAGAAAAGAAAGGCCAGGAAGUGGGCCUUAUGUUGUGAUUGAUAACAGAAACAAAGAACUGUCUAAGUCUCAGGAUGACCAGAGUGAUGAAGGGGAUAGCGAUCCGGAUGAGGUGCAGGAACCUCGAAAUAGCGAGUCUCCAAAGGAAAAUGAUAAUGCCAAAAGCGAAGCGGAUUCUGAGCCAGAUAGUAAAGCACCAUCUGCUAAUGGGCACUUAGAGAAAGCAUAUGAAGGAGGUUCUGGUGCUCGAGCUUGUUCGACCUUGUUUAUAGCUAAUCUAGGGCCUAAUUGUACAGAAGAUGAACUUAGACAACUCCUAUCUAGAUAUUCUGGUUUCAACAUCUUAAAAAUCCGAGCUAGAGGCGGAAUGCCGGUUGCAUUUGCUGAUUUUGAGGAAAUCGAGCAAGCUACUGAUGCCAUGAAUGAACUUCAAGGGAACCUCUUAUCCUCUUCAGACCGAGGCGGCAUGCAUAUAGAAUAUGCAAGAUCAAAGAUGAGGAAACAGUAAGGAUUAAUGUACCACAUGCCAAUGGUAUUCUCUUCUGAAAACGAAAUAUAUAGAGAUCAUAAGCAAAUGAAAGCUGUAUUUCUUUAUUUUAAAUCUCCACUUACUAUUUGUUGUCAUGAAGAUGGAUCUUCUAUGCUGACACUGACUUAAGAAAUACGUGUUAAUAUUUUUAUUCAAGACUCCAAGAUAUACUAGUAAUAAGAUCUCUAAAAUCUUUAUGUUGA
Arabidopsis lyrata subsp. lyrata is the source of this 1205-nucleotide messenger RNA. RefSeq names its product protein WHI4. Gene Ontology annotation, molecular function: mRNA binding. The record is from RefSeq and is a predicted model, not a curated record. Bases 118 to 981 code for a protein of 287 amino acids. The transcript has 10 exons. NCBI's taxonomy places the organism in Eukaryota, Viridiplantae, Streptophyta, Magnoliopsida, Brassicales, Brassicaceae.